Molecule: messenger RNA, 1638 nt
Organism: Lodderomyces elongisporus
Lineage: Eukaryota; Fungi; Ascomycota; Pichiomycetes; Serinales; Debaryomycetaceae
Exons: 2
Coding region: 1-1638 (545 amino acids)
Biological process (GO): protein quality control for misfolded or incompletely synthesized proteins
Cellular component (GO): mitochondrion; cytoplasm
Molecular function (GO): ATP hydrolysis activity; ATP binding
Source: RefSeq, a predicted model, not a curated record
AUGCCUUCAGCAGCUGAAGCUUCAGAAAAUAAUUUAGCUAAUUCUGCUACUUCGACGAAUCCGGUACAUAGUUCCAAAGAGACACCGCUUGCAUUGUAUGAAAAGAGGGUUUCGAAUGGGAAAUUGCGCGAUGAUCCAUACCAAAGGAAAAUCAUCACUUCGUUAUCGGUGCUUCAUCAACUGUUGGCAAACUAUACUCCACCUAAAGUGUCAAUUCCUACUGCUGCUGAUUUGAAACCCAAGAAUAAUGGGUUCCGUUCUAUUGGCAAAGUUUUUUCUUCUUUUUUUGGCAAGAAUGGUGAGAGCGGUGGAGGUACCAGUGGUUCUGCAACUGCUACUGCCGAAGUGAUUGAUUUUGAUCGUGAUUAUAGCAAUGCCAAUGGAGUGAGAGGUAUUUAUUUAUAUGGCGAUGUGGGAUGUGGCAAGACAAUGUUGAUGGACUUGUUUUACCUGACUAUUCCGCAACAUUUACCCAAGAUGCGUGUGCAUUUCCAUCAGUUUAUGCAGAAAAUACACAAGAGAACGCACCAGUUGAAGGUUGAGAAUCGUAAUCCAAGUGGCCACGAUGAGAUUGAUGUGAUACCUAUCCUUGCGGCGGAGAUUGCUAAUUCUGCUACGGUGUUGUGUUUUGAUGAGUUUCAAGUGACUGAUGUUGCUGAUGCCAUGUUGUUGCGACGGUUGAUGAUGAUGCUCUUGUCGCCGGAGUAUGGUGUUGUUUUGUUUGCCACGAGUAAUCGAGCACCAGAUGAUUUGUAUUUGAAUGGGAUCCAGCGUGUGAGUUUUAUUCCGUGCAUUCAGUUGAUUAAGCAUAAAUGUCGUGUUAUAUUUUUGAAUUCGCCAACCGAUUAUAGAAAGAUCCCCAAACCAUUGAGUUCAGUAUAUUAUUGGCCCAAACCGGGUGUUAAAUGGGCCAGUAAGGCUAAUUUGGCCAAUUGCAAAAAGCACGUUGAUACGUGGUACGAGUAUUUUAACCAAGGAAAUGAAGAUCAUCAUCAUCAUCAUAAUAAUAAUAAUAAAAGUAAUGGUGAAAGCCAUCUGCUGUUGCUCGAGAAAAAGACUGAUUAUUCGCUUGAUGUUUGGGGAAGGAAAAUACAUGUUCCUAUUUGUUCUCCUCCUAGAGUAGCGCAGUUUACGUUUUUUGAGUUGUGUGGUACACCAAUGGCUGCUGGUGAUUAUUUGUGUCUUGCUGAGCAUUUUCUGGCGUUUAUUGUUACCGAUAUUCCGUUUUUGUCUAUUAAUGAGAGGAAUCAGAUUCGGAGGUUUAUUACGUUUCUUGAUGCUGUGUAUGAUGCUAGGGGUAAGAUUGCUGUGACUAGUGCUGCACCGUUUAAGGAUCUAUUUGUUGAGCCUGAGCAGUUGUUGGUUUCUGGUGAUCAUUAUGAGUUGAUUAAUAAGAAGCAGAAAGAGGAUUCACAAGAGAAUGUGACAAAGUCAAAUACAAAGUCAAAGUCAACUUCAAACUCGCAAACUGAAGAUAGUUUUGCAGAUGAUGAGUUGGUUACUAAGCAUGGUUUUGAUAAGCUGAUUGCUAAGAAGGCUAGUUUAUUUGUGGUUAACGAUGAAGAGAAGUUUGCUUUUGCUAGAGCAUUGAGUCGGUUAGCGCAGAUGAGUACUACAGAGUGGAUUGAUCAAGAUUGA